Ilex paraguariensis (yerba mate) is the source of this 2076-nucleotide messenger RNA. The record is from the annotation of a GenBank genome assembly. NCBI's taxonomy places the organism in Eukaryota, Viridiplantae, Streptophyta, Magnoliopsida, Aquifoliales, Aquifoliaceae.
AUGGUUGAUUCUAACACUGAUUCUCAAAUCUCUCAAGAUUUGAUCACUCCUCUCAAUACCCAUUUCGCCUCUCACUCCAAAUCCUCCGCCAUGGAACCACCACAACCACCACCACCACCACCAAAAUCCUACUGGCGAUUCAGCAAACAAGACUUUUUCCCAGAACCCUCCUUCCAAAACCUCUCCACUUACAUAACAGCCCUGUUGCAAACCUGUCACCGUCUCCAAGACCGCCUUUUUUGCCGCUCGACCGAUGUCACUGAGCUCAUUGACCUCAAAAAACAAUCUGAAUAUGACAUGAAGCAAUGUCUCACAUGGUGGGACUUGAUUUGGAUGGGUUUUGGCGCCGUUGUUGGGUCUGGAAUUUUCAGUAUCACCGGUCAGGAAACACACAACGAUGCUGGCCCAGCUAUAGUUCUUUCUUAUGCCGCUUCAGGCCUGUCUGCGUUGCUAUCAGUAUUCUGUUACACUGAAUUUGCUGUGGAAAUACCUGUGGCAGGUGGGUCUUUCUCAUUUCUUCGAAUCGAGUUGGGUGAUUUUAUUGCUUUUAUAGCUGCGGGUAAUAUUUUACUAGAGGCCGUUGUUGGUGCUGCUGGGUUAGGGCGUUCAUGGUCUUCUUAUUUUGCUAGUAUGAUAAAAUCUGAUGCGGAUUUCCUCAGAAUUCGAGUGAACUCCUUUGCUGAAGGGUUUAAUUUAUUGGACCCAAUUGCGGUUGUGGUUUUAGCGAUUGCUAACACUAUAGCUAUGAGUGGGACACAGAGGACAUCUUGUUUGAAUUGGGUUGCUUCUAUUUUCAGUUCUGGGGUCAUAGUUUUCAUUAUAAUUGUUGGGUUUCUUCAUGCUAAGAGCUCGAAUUUGGUACCCUUUUUCCCAUAUGGGGCUGAGGGGGUGUUCAAAGCUGCAGCAGUUGUGUAUUGGUCUUAUACUGGAUUUGAUAUGGUUGCAACUAUGGCUGAAGAGACUAAGAAACCGUCUAGAGAUAUACCGUUGGGUUUGGUUGGUUCAAUGUCCAUUAUCACUGUGGUGUAUUGUUUGAUGGCAUUGGCACUUGUCAUGAUGGUGAAUUAUACUCAGGUAGAUGUCAAUGCAGCCUAUUCAGUGGCAUUUGAGAGAAUCGGGAUGAAAUGGGCUAAGUAUUUGGUGAGUAUUUGUGCUCUUAAGGGCAUGACUACAAGCCUGCUUGUUGGUUCUAUGGGGCAAGCUCGAUACACGACUCAGAUCGCGAGAGCUCAUAUGAUUCCCCCCUGGUUUGCUCUUGUACAUCCGAGAACCGGAACCCCCAUAAAUGCUACUCUAUUGGUGACUAUAAUUAGCUGCAUUAUUGCUUUCUUCUCAAGUUUGGAUGUUUUAUCUAGUGUGUUUUCAUUUAGCACACUCUUCAUUUUCAUGCUUAUGGCUGUUGCAUUACUUGUUAGGCGAUAUUAUGUAAAAGAUGUUACUCCAAAUCAUGGUUUAGUUAAAUUUCUUUUGUGCCUUUUUGUUAUUUUGGGUUCAUCGAUUGUGAUAACAGCUCUUUGGAGUUCUAAUAAGAGAGGAUGGAUUGGUUAUGCGGUGGCUGGUGCAUUCUGGUUAAUGGGUACACUGGGGAUGGUAUUGCUUCCGAAGCGGAGGGUUCCAAAGGUUUGGGGUGUUCCACUUGUUCCAUGGUUGCCAUCAUUGUCAAUCGGGAUGAACGUGUUUUUGAUUGGAUCCUUGGGUGGGGUGGCAUUCUUGAGGUUCUUCAUAUGUAGUGCUGUUAUGCUAGUUUAUUACCUGGUAGUUGGCGUUCAUGCAACUUAUGAUGUUUCCCAUCAAGGUAACCAAGAAGGGAAAAUUGAAGACCGUAAAGGAAAUGCCAAUCAAGAAAUUUCGUAGUUUGUAUGAUAUCUUAGAACUUCAAGUGAUUGGCAUUAUAGUUUGAUAUUCCUUCGUACUUUUUAUGAACAGCUUGAAUUCUUAUGUCCUUUCCUAUUUAAAUCCUCUCUCUUGCAAACUCAAGGGAAUUAAUCGGACCUUCAAUCUAUUCUCUGUAAUGGUUGUAAUAUUUACCAUAGAAUUGCACUUUUAGUAGAAAAUGCUCUUUUUUCUUGCUCAUGA